Molecule: messenger RNA, 237 nt
Organism: Guillardia theta CCMP2712
Lineage: Eukaryota; Cryptophyceae; Pyrenomonadales; Geminigeraceae
Exons: 1
Molecular function (GO): protein binding
Source: RefSeq, a predicted model, not a curated record
GUGACGGAGGAGGCAGGUCUUACUGCUGCUCACUGGGCGGUGAACGUCGGCAACUUCGACCUGCUCCAUAUGCUCGUGAAGAAGCACGGAGCAGACGUAAACGCGAUUGACAAGGAAGGGCAGACUCCGCUACAUCUCGCAGCAUCUCUAGGGAGUCCUCAGAUGGUGUAUCAGAUCAUCACUGAGCUCAACGCGAGCCUCCUCGUCCUUGACAUCGCUGACUACAACGCCUCCGAC